Truncatella angustata is the source of this 1055-nucleotide messenger RNA. Its product is annotated as phosphoribosyltransferase-like protein. Gene Ontology annotation, cellular component: cytoplasm. The transcript has a single exon. Gene Ontology annotation, molecular function: orotate phosphoribosyltransferase activity. The record is from RefSeq and is a predicted model, not a curated record. Lineage: Eukaryota; Fungi; Ascomycota; Sordariomycetes; Amphisphaeriales; Sporocadaceae. Gene Ontology annotation, biological process: pyrimidine nucleotide biosynthetic process; 'de novo' pyrimidine nucleobase biosynthetic process; pyrimidine ribonucleoside biosynthetic process. Bases 242 to 937 code for a protein of 231 amino acids.
GGCUCAGGCCUCAGUAGCGGGCAUCCCAAUCCCCAAUCCCACUAUCCAUCCCACUUUGACCCCUCCAAAGCCAACUACGAAUCCCCCCCCCGUACGCGUAGCAUAUCGUCAAACUGCCCCGAAGAACGGACUGACUACAGCUUGCCUGCUUCUUUAUAUAUAACAUAUAACCCUUCUUUCUUUGUUCUAUUUUUACUUUUGAUAGCAGCAUUUCGAGGGCCCUCCCCUGGCAAGCAUCACAAUGGCCUCCAUCCCCACCUACAAAGCCAACUUCCUGCACGCAGCCCUCGAGGGCCGCUGUCUGCGCCUGGGCUCCUUCCAGCUCAAGUCUGGUCGCACCUCGCCCUACUUCUUCAACGCCGGCGACUUCUACCGCGCCGACCUUCUCUCCGCCCUCGCCCUCGCCUACGCCAACACCAUCCACGAUUCCUUCUCCUCUUCCUCCACAUCAGGGGACCUCCCCUUCGACGUCAUCUUCGGCCCCGCCUACAAGGGAAUCCCCCUGGCCACCGCUGCCACCUUCGCCCUGGCCCAGCUCGACGACCGCUACAAGAAGCUCGAGUACUCCUUCGACCGCAAGGAGGCAAAGGACCACGGCGAGGGCGGCUCCAUCGUCGGUGCCCCCCUCAAAGGCCGCCGCGUGCUGAUCAUUGACGACGUCGUCUCCGCUGGCACCGCCAAGCGCGAGGCCGUCGCCAAGAUCCAGGCCGAGGGCGGCGAGGUUGUCGGCAUCGUCGUCGCCCUCGACAGACAAGAGACCCUGCCCGACAGCACCGGUAGCGCCAUCGGCUUGUUGAGGAAGGAGUUCGGGAUCCCCAUCGUCGCCGUGCUAAAGCUGGACGACAUCGUCAAGGGGCUCAAGGAGAGCCAUGUUGCGACCGAGGAUGAUUUGAGGAGGAUAGAGGAAUACAGGGCCAAGUAUGGAGCCAGUGAUUAGAUACGCCCAUUGCGAAUGUCUGACCGGCCUUACGCUAUGAAAAGGUAGAAACAAGAAGAAAAAGCAGGAAGAAAGAAUACUAAAAUAUUAAAAAGAAAAUUUAAAUAAAAAAUUUGGA